Molecule: messenger RNA, 901 nt
Organism: Sebastes umbrosus (honeycomb rockfish)
Lineage: Eukaryota; Metazoa; Chordata; Actinopteri; Perciformes; Sebastidae
Product: BUD13 homolog
Exons: 2
Coding region: 170-829 (219 amino acids)
Source: RefSeq, a predicted model, not a curated record
UGAGGCUGGAGCUGGAGCUGAGGCUGGAGCUGAGGCUGAGGCUGAGGCUGAGGCUGAGGCUGAGGCUGAGGCAGCAUGGGGGGGGUGAGCUCAGACAUGUUGCAGUGCCUGGUCUGGACCUGACGGAUGUGACACUGAUGUUUUCACCACAGCAACAGUAUUGAGAAACAUGGCCACGGCCUACCAGGAGAGUCCACCAUCAGAGUCCACCAUCAGAGUCCACCAUCAGAGUCCACCAUCAGAGUCCACCAUCAGAGUCCACCAUCAGAGUCCAACAUCAGAGUCCAACAUCAGAGUCCACCAUCAGAGUCCACCAUCAGAGUCCAACAUCAGAGUCCACCAUCAGAGUCCAACAUCAGAGUCCACCAUCAGAGUCCACCAUCAGAGUCCAACAUCAGAGUCCACCAUCAGAGUCCAACAUCAGAGUCCAACAUCAGAGUCCACCAUCAGAGUCCACCAUCAGAGUCCACCAUCAGAGUCCAACAUCAGAGUCCACCAUCAGAGUCCAACAUCAGAGUCCAACAUCAGAGUCCACCAUCAGAGUCCACCAUCAGAGUCCAACAUCAGAGUCCACCAUCAGAGUCCACCAUCAAAGUCCACCAUCAGAGUCCAACAUCAGAGUCCAACAUCAGAGUCCACCAUGAGAGUCCACCAUCAGAGUCCAACAUCAGAGUCCACCAUCAGAGUCCACCAUCAGAGUCCAACAUCAGAGUCCAACAUCAGAGUCCACCAUGAGAGUCCAACAUCAGAGUCCACCAUCAGAGUCCACCAUCAGAGUCCACCAUCAGAGUCCGGCUGGGAACCGAGGAAACCGACCUUCAGUUGUUAAGCGUUAUUUAUUGUGGUGGUUCUAAAGGGAGGCGGAUACUUCACAUUAUUCUAAGAGAACUCAUAAAACACA